AGAUAAUUAAUCUCUACGCUUCUCUUUCUGCAAUUACUCCUAGAGAGCAUCUCUCUCUAGAACAUCGAGUAUUGUUAACUUGAGCGUCGGAGUGUUUUUCUCGAGGAAACAUCAUCGGGAUUUUCAGGUGUAGAAGUAGCUGAGGACUUCAACAGUGUUGGACUGUGAAGCUGCCCAAACAUUUGGCGCCGUCUAUGGGAAACUGAACAACAAGUUGUGUAGCCUAACCUGCUGAAAGGCAAAAUGGUCCGUACCUUUACUGGAAGUCGCCCUCCAAGAAAUGAAAUGGACGAACAGGAGGACACUCAGCUAUCUGAGCUCGGCCUUAAUGACUUUAGACCAAUGCCGAGAAACCUUUUCGUUGGGGGAGUAGAACAAGAUCAAUUAAGUGAAAUAGAUGAUGAUGAAAGAACACCAACAGGGUCCACUAAGCCUGCUCGGACAACCAAGCUCGAAGAGAGAACCAGAGUUCUCGAAAUGGCAAUGGGUAAAAUCCUUGCCCGUCUGAUCCUAGAUGACCCCCUGAUUCCUUUGUUGAACAGGGAUGCACAGCCAGCUGUGGUUGUGGCAACUCGAAGCUCCCCCGCUCUAAGCACCCCCGCUCUAAGCAACAUAAUAGUGCCGACCAAGCCAAGGGGAAGUGGGAAGCUAAACAACAAGCCCAGCUCGUCCAAACAUAGUGAAGAAAUGAUGAGAAAGAACGCAGACCUUGAAAGACAGCUGCGGGAUGUGCAAAAAUCCAUUGACGAGCUUAAAAGUCCCAAGUCGCACCAACAGACCCUUGAUUUGGAUAGUGCUUUAUUGAAUCUAUCCAUCACAGCAAAAUCGUAUCAAGAGGGAUUCAAAAUUCCCCACCUAGAGACAUAUGAUGGCUUAGGUGACCCAGAUGAGCAUCUACACACCUAUCAAGCUAUCAUGAGAAUCCAAAAUGCCAACGUUGCCAUGAUGUGCAAAGUGUUUCCAACGACACUGAAGUCAACAGUCAGAAGAUGGUAUCACAAACUCCCCAGAUAUUCUAUAGACUCAUACUCCCAGCUCGCCAAGCUAUUCUCCAACAAAUUCGCGAGCCAAAGGGAGAUCAAACGCACCGCGACCGAGCUGAUGCAAGUUCAUCAAAAAGAAGGGGAAUCUCUAAGGGACUACAUGCAGCGAUUCAAAAAAGCCACUUUAGACAUUGAUAACGUUCCCGAUACCAUCUGCUUGUCUGCCUUGCUGCAUGGUUUGAAGUGUGGUCGGUUCCUAGACAACUUGCUAGAAAACCCACCGAAGACGUGGAACGAAGUGAAUGACAGGUCGGCUAGCUGCAUACUGUCCGAAGACUUCCAGUCGUCCAAGCGGCGAGCUGACGAUAAGUCUCAAAUCCUGGCACAAAUCCAGCACUGGGUUAGGAGACCCCCACCCCCACUGCAUGAUUCCCCAAGGGCAGACAAGAGUAAGCAUUGUGACUACCAUCGUGUAUACGGUCACAAUACAGAAGAUUGUCAACACUUAAAGGACGAGCUGGAGUUCUUGGCUCACAAUGGGAAACUAGAGGGAUAUGUCCAGAAGCUCCAUACCCAGCAACCCACUAAAGCUCACUUUGUACAAGGGUAUGAUCGACCUCAGGGGCAGAGGUACCAGGUCAACAACGCACAAGAUGCGUAUCAGGAUAACCAGUAUCCUUCUGAGCAAGGCAGGGCAUAUAAGGGACGUCAAUUGAAUAGGCGAGGCCAGGGACAGAGAACUACCACCCUGAACCAAAAAGACAGGAAAGGGGUGGGUUAUGCUGGGAUCCCCCCACCCUUAGGCACAAUCAAUAUGAUCUCAAGUGGCUCAGAACCACGCUUUAGGAUGGCUUCUAUUAACUUUCUGGUUGUUAAGAUGGAUUCGGCUUUUAACGCUAUAUUAGGAAAAGCUACCCUGUGCGAGCUGAAAGUUGUUAUUUCACAACCCCAUCUCUGUAUGAAAUUCCCAACUCCUCGGGGGGUAGGAGUGCUAAAGGGGAAUCAGAAAAUGGCUAGAGCUUGUUAUCAAGAUACAUUUAAGAAGGUUGAGCUCGUUGUAGCCCCGAGAGGCCCUUCUGGAAGUAAUAAGCCGACUCAGCCCGGUCAACAAACAAUGAGCAUAUCGGACAUUGAGCACAGACCUGAGGGUGUCGAACAGAAAGCAGAGCCAAUAGAGCCAGUAAAAACAGUUCCUCUAAACCCUGAUGUGUUGGAAAGAACAGUCAAAAUCGGCACCAAGCUCACAGAGGAAGAACGGGCAGAGCUUCUAGAGUUUUUGAGGGUUAAUCAAGACUUGUUUGCAUGGACUACGGAUGAAAUGCCGGGCAUCCCAGCAGAGUUGACAGUCCACAAACCCAGCACGGACCCCACCAAAAGGUCGGUGGUGCAAAAACGUUGCCUUUUUGGCCCUGAGAAGCAAGCCACUAUAGAUGAAGAGAUACAAAAACUACUACAGGCAGGCUUCAUUAGGAGGGUUGGAUAUUCUGAAUGGGUGUCCAACCAUGUGCUCGUCAAAAAACCGAGCGGCAAGUGAAGAAUGCGUGUAAAGAGGAUAAGAAGAGGGCUAAUACUCAUGAAGAGAAAGGGGAUAAGGAAAACACUAUCGCAGUCAAUUUUGAUG
Messenger RNA from Rubroshorea leprosula, 2604 nucleotides. The record is from the annotation of a GenBank genome assembly. Lineage: Eukaryota; Viridiplantae; Streptophyta; Magnoliopsida; Malvales; Dipterocarpaceae.